AUGGCUGCUCCAAAGAAUUACCAGAGACGCGGCGAGCUGGUCCUGCUGUGCGCGCUCAUGGGCACACUGUGGGAAAUCGGGAGAGGACAGAUCCAUUAUUCGGUGCCAGAAGAGAGCGACAAAGGAUCCUUCGUGGGUAACAUCUCCAAGGACCUGAAUCUGGAGUCACAAGAGCUGGUGAAGCAUGGAGUCCGCAUCGUCUCCAGAGGUAGGACGCAGCUUUUUGCUCUGAACCGGAAAACUGGCAGGUUGCUCACCGCGGGCAGGAUAGACCGGGAGGAGCUUUGUGCUCAAAACAUGCAGUGUUUAGUAAAUAUUAACAUCCUGGUUGAGGGAAGAGGAAAACUUUUUGGGAUAGAAAUAGAAAUCACUGAUAUCAAUGAUAAUAACCCAAAAUUCCAGGUCGAAAAUCUGGAAAUGAAAAUUAAUGAAAUCGCUGCACCUGGAACACGUUAUCCACUCCCAGAGGCUGUUGACCCGGACGUGGGCAUUAAUUCCUUGCAGAGCUACCAGCUCAGCCCCAAUCACCACUUCUCCCUGGACGUGCAAACUGGAGGCGACGGAACUCUACACCCAGAACUGGUGCUGGAGAAGGCCCUGGACCGUGAGGAAGAGGCUGCUCACCACCUGGUCCUCUUCGCCUCGGACGGCGGUGACCCCCGUCGCUCCAGCACAGUGCACAUCCACGUGACAGUGCUGGAUACAAACGACAAUGCCCCGGUUUUUGCUCUACCGAUUUACCGAGUGAAAGUCCCAGAGAACGUGCCCCCGGGCACCCGGCUGCUUACUGUGAGCGCUAGCGACCGGGAUGAGGGAGCCAACGGAGAAGUAGCCUAUAAGUUCUGGAAAAUUAGUGAAAAACAGUCUCCGUUAUUCCGGCUGAAUGAAAAUACUGGGGAAAUAUCAACGGCAGAGAGUCUAGACUAUGAAGAAUGUGCAUUUUAUGAAAUGGAAAUACAAGCUGAAGAUGUGGGGGCACUUUUGGGGAGGACCAAAGUGCUCAUUUUGGUGGAAGAUGUGAAUGACAAUAGACCGGAAGUGAUCAUUACAUCUCUGUUUAGCCCAGUCUUGGAAAAUACUCUUCCUGGAACAGUAAUUGCCUUCUUGAAUGUGCAUGACCGAGACUCUGGGAAGAAUGGUCAAGUUGUCUGUAACACACCUCAUAAUUUACCUUUUCAAUUGGAAAAAUCAAUAGAUAAUUAUUAUAGAUUGGUGACAUGGAAAUAUCUGGACCGAGAAAAGAUCUCUGUGUACAAUAUCACAGUGAUGGCCUCAGAUCUAGGGACUCCAUCUCUAUCUACUGAAAUGCAUAUCACCCUGUAUGUGGCGGAUAUCAAUGACAAUCCCCCCACUUUCCCUCAAGUCUCCUAUUCAGCCUAUAUCCCAGAGAACAACGCCAGAGGUGCCUCCAUCUUCACUGUGAUGGCUCAUGACCCCGACAGUGGCAAAAAUGCCCAGGUGACUUACUCUGUGACUGAGGACAUCAUCAUGGGAAGCCCUCUCUCCUCCUAUGUCUCCAUCAACUCAGACACUGGCAUCCUAUAUGCACUGUGCUCCUUUGACUAUGAGCAUAUACGAGACUUGCAGUUACUGGUGACAGCCAGCGAUGGCGGGGACCCUCCACUCAGCAGCAACGUGUCACUGAGCUUGUUUGUGCUGGACCAGAACGACAACACACCAGAGAUCCUGUACCCCGCGCCCCCCACCGAUGGUUCCACCGGCGUGGAGCUGGCGCCCCGCUCCGCAGAGCCCGGCUACCUGGUCACCAAGGUGGUGGCAGUGGACAGAGAUUCGGGCCAGAACGCCUGGCUGUCCUACCGCCUGCUCAAGGCAAGCGAGCCAGGGCUCUUCGCGGUGGGGUUGCACACGGGCGAGGUGCGCACGACGCGGGCCCUGCUGGACAGAGACGCGCUCAAGCAGAGCCUGGUGGUGGCGGUGCAGGACCACGGCCAGCCCCCUCUCUCGGCCACCGUCACGCUCACCGUGGCUGUGGCCGACAGCAUCCCAGCCGUCCUGGCCGACUUGGGCAGCAUCAGGACCCCCGCCGACCCAGACGAUUCGGACCUCACGCUGUAUCUGGUGGUGGCGGUGGCGGCAGUCUCGUGCGUCUUCCUGGCCUUUGUCAUCGUGCUGCUGGCGCUCAGGCUGAGGCGCUGGCACGCGUCGCGUCUGCUCCAGGCCUCCGGAGGCGGGCUGGUGGGCGUGCCGGCCUCGCACUUUGUGGGCGUGGACGGGGUGCGGGCUUUCCUGCAGACCUAUUCCCACGAGGUCUCCCUGACCGCGGACUCGUGCGAGAGUCACGUGAUCUUCCCCCAGCCCAACUACGCGGACACGCUCAUCAGCCUGGAGAGCUGUGAGAAAAAUGAUUCCUUGCUAACAUCCGUAGACUUUCAUCAAUGUAAGGAUGAAGCUGCUGCUUCUGUUCAGGUGAGUUCAGUUCUUUGUUCACGUUUAAUUCUCAAAGGAAUU
Odobenus rosmarus divergens (Pacific walrus) is the source of this 2469-nucleotide messenger RNA. RefSeq names its product protocadherin gamma subfamily A, 8. NCBI's taxonomy places the organism in Eukaryota, Metazoa, Chordata, Mammalia, Carnivora, Odobenidae. The record is from RefSeq and is a predicted model, not a curated record. The annotation marks the transcript as partial. The transcript has a single exon. Gene Ontology annotation, biological process: homophilic cell-cell adhesion. Gene Ontology annotation, cellular component: plasma membrane. Gene Ontology annotation, molecular function: calcium ion binding.